Messenger RNA from Wasmannia auropunctata (little fire ant), 525 nucleotides. Its product is annotated as omega-conotoxin-like protein 1. Bases 89 to 256 code for a protein of 55 amino acids. The transcript has 3 exons. The record is from RefSeq and is a predicted model, not a curated record. Lineage: Eukaryota; Metazoa; Arthropoda; Insecta; Hymenoptera; Formicidae.
AAAUACUCUUCGAAGGUCUAAAAUUGAUCAGUUGCGAUUACAUCAUACGAGCUGCAUAAUCGAUUUGCUUCUCGAGAAAAACGGAAAUAUGGACAAAAUAAAGUUUGUGGUUUUCACUAUUUUCGUUAUGAUUGCUAUGGCUAUUAUGGUUACUUCUAAAAGAUGUAAUCCUCAUGGUGGCCCAUGCAGAACUGAUGAAGAUUGUUGCGGGCCAUUCAGGUGCCACCCAUGGGGUUAUAAUUGCACCGAGUCAUGACCAGGAAUAGGACCAUUGGACUCGGAGGCGGUCCCGGCAAUAGGGGACCGCCAGAAGCUGCUUAAUAAUCAUAAAUAAGCUUUACCAGGACUUUGUUGCAUAGAACUACGAUUUAAUCUUGCACUUAAUUUAAAAAUAUGUGAAAAUUUACGCAAUAAUUGGAAAUACACACUUGUUUAAUCAUACUAUACGUAGUAAAAUAUUCUUCGUGUCUAAAUGACUAAAAAUCCUUAUUAUCAACAAAAUUAAAAUCAAUUUGUAACAGCAAA